Penicillium digitatum Pd1 is the source of this 291-nucleotide messenger RNA. NCBI's taxonomy places the organism in Eukaryota, Fungi, Ascomycota, Eurotiomycetes, Eurotiales, Aspergillaceae. The record is from RefSeq and is a predicted model, not a curated record.
AUGGACAAGAUCUCAAUGACCAUCUGCGGAGAUGGUGGAUAUGAUGAUUCCUACUCCGUCACCUGCAACGUCGAUGGCCACCCCUACGUCCUAUCCAUCACCGACACCGCAGGCCAAGAGGAAUAUCGUGGGCUAUUGUCUGCCUCGACACUAAACUCGGACGCCUCCCUCCUAGUUUACGAUAUCACCAACCCCUCGAGUCUUGAAACGCUGCAUCAGUGGAGGCGGAACAACGCGUCGAGGACAAGCAGCGACUGCGCCAAGAGUUUAAAAAGAAAUCCGGAGUUAUAG